Pseudophryne corroboree (corroboree frog) is the source of this 1021-nucleotide messenger RNA. It is a transcript of the gene TIMM21, whose product is annotated as translocase of inner mitochondrial membrane 21. The transcript has 6 exons. The record is from RefSeq and is a predicted model, not a curated record. Lineage: Eukaryota; Metazoa; Chordata; Amphibia; Anura; Myobatrachidae. Gene Ontology annotation, biological process: protein import into mitochondrial matrix. Gene Ontology annotation, cellular component: TIM23 mitochondrial import inner membrane translocase complex. Bases 8 to 520 code for a protein of 170 amino acids.
CGCUGCUAUGGCAACCGACCCGGUUUAUUGCCGGGUCGGAAAGGCAGCAACGGAGCGCAAAUGCCGGAUCCCACCCGUGACGCAAGCUGGCAGAGAUAUUAGCUAUUUCAUUGUAGCACUGGUUGGCAUUGGAGUUACAGGGGGACUUUUUUAUGUUGUGUUAAAAGAACUGUUCUCUUCUUCGAGUCCCAGUAAAAUUUAUGGAAAUGCAUUUGAAAAGUGUCGAAAUCAUCCUGAGGUUAUUGGAGCUUUUGGGGAGCCCAUCAAUGCUUAUGGAGAGACCACAAGACGGGGAAGAAGACAGCAUGUUAGUUCUACAGAGUACUUUAAGGGUGGUGCCAAGUGUAUGCGGCUGAAGUUUUACAUUUCAGGUUCUGAACCAAGAAUGCAAGGUACCGUGCAUGUGGAUGUAAAAGAGAACCCACAAAGCAAGAAAUAUGAAUUUCAGUACAUCCUUGUUGACGUUGAUACCUAUCCACGCAGAACUAUUGUUGUAGAAGAUAACCGAAGUUCAAGUUAGGAAAAAACUGCUGUAACAUAUUUGCAAUGAACAAGCUGUUUAUUGAUGUGAGAGAUUGUUUCCCAGAGUGGAAUCCAUAAGGCUUGCUUUGGCAGAAAAUCCUGUACCUAGGAUGAGCUGUAAGUGAAUCGUGACUCACUUGUUUGUAAGGGAAAAAAAAAAAUCAAGUGAAUCAUGUUAUUGUUUAAUUCAGAAGGCAAACCAAGACUCCGUGACCAUUUAGCAGUGAUUUAUUGAUUUCAUGCCGUAUCAAAAAAAUACAAGAUGGCACUCAUGGUGAACUAUUUUAUACAUUGCAAUUCUUGUGGACAUCAGCAAUCCAAUGUACCUCAUAUAUUUGUUUUUUGCUAGGGUUCUAAAAUAAUGUCAUUCUAUUUCAUUAAGCCAUAAAAUAUGGUGCACAAGUGUAAUUAAUGUUCCUAAAAUGUGUGGAAACUAUGCUACAAAUUCAUUGUACAGUACAAUAAUGAAUAAAACAUUUUGUUCAUAUAUUUACUGAAA